AUGGAGAAGGCCUCCAUCCAUACCUAUGCAAGAAACAUGAUGGCACUACAAUUCCUGCCAGCCGCCAACAUUGAGCCAGCUUUCCAGCUCCUUGCGCUAAGAGCUAACUCCGAACAGCUCUCCAGGUUCGUGCACUACAUCGAGGAACAGUGGAUUAACCACGCCAUCUUCGAUAUUGACUCCUUGUCAGUGUAUGGGGUGAGUGUCAGAACUAACAAUGACACCGAAGGAUGGCACCAAUUUCUGAAUAGAAAAGCAGGUGGCCAGGAACUGACUUUCUACCGCCUGGUUCCAGCACUAUGUGCAGAGGCUGAGAAUGUGCAGUACGAGUUGUGGUACCUCAGAGAGGGCCAUUCCAAUAGGAGUGAGGCCAGUGAGCCUUAG
Molecule: messenger RNA, 384 nt
Organism: Dreissena polymorpha
Lineage: Eukaryota; Metazoa; Mollusca; Bivalvia; Myida; Dreissenidae
Exons: 1
Coding region: 1-384 (127 amino acids)
Source: RefSeq, a predicted model, not a curated record